AUGUCUACAACAUCUUAUAAUGGUUAUGGAAUAGAGCGAAAUGGAGAGAGUCCACUACUUGAUUGUGACAGUACUGACGUUUUUUACUGUCAUUAUUGUAGCCGCUCAUUUCCACGCUCUCGUAUAAGUCCAACACGUCAUGUAGCACAAUGUAGACGUUUAAAUACUAAUGAAGAUGGUGGUGGGGGAUCGUCUUCUUCCUGUAGUGGUGCUUUGAUGGAAAAUUUUGGUUUUUUCUUUUAAAUUU
Messenger RNA from Meloidogyne enterolobii, 247 nucleotides. The record is from the annotation of a GenBank genome assembly. NCBI's taxonomy places the organism in Eukaryota, Metazoa, Nematoda, Chromadorea, Rhabditida, Meloidogynidae.